AUGGCGGCAAACACCGGGAAACUUGCUGGCAAAACCGUGUUCAUCACUGGUGCUAGUCGAGGCAUUGGCAAAGCCAUCGCUUUGAAAGUUGCAAAAGAUGGAGCAAAUGUUGUUAUUGCUGCAAAAACAGCAGAAGCCCAUCCAAAGUUGCCAGGAACUAUAUAUACCGCAGCUGAAGAGGUGAACAAAGCUGGAGGAAAUGCAUUUCCAUGUAUAGUUGACAUCAGAUCGGAGGAACAGGUGCGGGAAGCAGUUAAACAGACUGUAGCCAAAUUUGGAGGCAUAGACAUCCUUAUCAACAACGCCAGUGCCAUUUCCCUCACAGGGACUUUGGCAACUCCCAUGAAGAAGUACGACUUGAUGAACACCAUAAAUGCCAGAGGAACCUUCUUAUGCUCACAGGUCUGUCUGCCACAUUUGCUCAAGGGCAGCAACCCUCACAUUCUCAACAUAAGUCCACCAUUGAAUAUGUCUCCCAAGUGGUUCAGUGGUCAUGUCGCAUACACCAUGGCAAAGUAUGGUAUGUCCAUGUGUGUCCUCGGCAUGGCUGAAGAAUUCCGUCCAGAUGGAGUAGCAGUUAAUGCUCUAUGGCCUAGGACAGCUAUUUGGACAGCAGCAAUGGAGAUGCUUGGUAGUGGAGAUGUUAAAGAACAGUGUCGGACGGUGGAUAUCGUUAGUGAUGCUGCUUAUGUUAUCCUAACUCGCGACAGCAAAGAGUUCUCUGGCAAUUUCUGUAUAGACGAUGAAGUUCUACAUUCUGUAGGUGUUACCGAUUUGGAGCAGUAUGCAUGCGUACCAGGCAGCAAGCUUUUGCCAGAUUUUUUCUUGGAUGUCGGACCAGAAGAAUUAGGGCGGCAGUUGAAAGGUGGAAAGUCUGCGCCAGAAAAAGCCGGUAAUAAUGCAUCGGCUUCAAGUGUUGGAGGGACCUUUGCAGCCAUUCAAGCUAAUUUAUCCGAGUCGCUGGUGAAGAACAUAGGUGCCAGCUACCAGUUUAAUCUGUCAGGAGCUGAAGAAGGAACAUGGCACCUGAACAUGAAGGCAGGGACAGGGUCUGCAGGUCAAGGCAGCAUGGACAACCCUGACUGUACCAUGAGCUUGGACAGCCAGCUGUUCCUAGACAUGUUCUCUGGGAAAGCCAGCGCCACAACGUCAUAUAUGGCUGGAAAACUGAAGAUUUCUGGGGACAUGGGCGCGGCCAUGAAGUUGGAAAAAUUAAUGAAACAGCUGAAGUCUAAGUUAUAA
Candidula unifasciata is the source of this 1242-nucleotide messenger RNA. NCBI's taxonomy places the organism in Eukaryota, Metazoa, Mollusca, Gastropoda, Stylommatophora, Geomitridae. The record is from the annotation of a GenBank genome assembly.